Hypanus sabinus (Atlantic stingray) is the source of this 3127-nucleotide messenger RNA. Its product is annotated as phospholipid-transporting ATPase VD-like. Gene Ontology annotation, biological process: phospholipid translocation. Gene Ontology annotation, cellular component: plasma membrane. Lineage: Eukaryota; Metazoa; Chordata; Chondrichthyes; Myliobatiformes; Dasyatidae. Gene Ontology annotation, molecular function: ATP hydrolysis activity; ATP binding; ATPase-coupled intramembrane lipid carrier activity. The coding region runs from base 356 to 3127 and encodes 923 amino acids. The transcript has 16 exons. The record is from RefSeq and is a predicted model, not a curated record.
UGGAACUUCCAUCCAUCCAGCAGAGUGAAUGAGUGUAGUGCCUGCAAUGAAAGUGAAUGUGGUGUGAAUUUCGGGGCUUUCUGCUCAGUUACCAAACGGGAUAAACUCCAAUGUUUAACAACGAAUAAACAAGAAAUUUCAGAAGGAUUACUGCUGUAAUCAGUUCACCCUGUGCUGCAUGAUUCUGUUGUAAUGGACACACACAGCCGACAUUGUGAUUACACGCUUGCUUUAUAAAGCUUCAUUGUUGGGUCUGUCUGUGUACUCCUAGUGCCACGAAGAUAUUUGAGACCAACAAUUGAGUACUGGUUGGUCCAGGCUGUCUGGAUUUACCAGCCUGUUACGAUUUAUAAAGAUGGCAAACCCUAUCCAGUGGGCUCGUUACAGAUGGCAGAGGCUGCUCUCUACAGAUAGGAGGAAUAAUACGUACACUUCAUCGUCAUUCUCUGGAUGGUUUAAAACAUCUCAAUCGCAGAAAACUGGUCACAAGCAUCGAAUUGUAAUUCCUUGCCUUGGUAUAUUCACUGAAGAAUAUGAAAAGGUCAUCAAAAAUUACAUGACCAAUAGGAUUCAAACAACAAAGUAUACUUUACUGAACUUUAUUCCAAUGAAUUUAUUUGAGCAGUUUCGAAGAGCUGCAAAUCUUUACUUCCUGUUUCUGGUGAUUCUGAAUUGGGUGCCAUCAGUAGAAGCAUUUCAAAAGGAGAUAACGAUGUUGCCAUUGGUGGUGGUUCUUGCAAUUAUUGCAGUUAAAGACGGGAUUGAAGACUACCAGCGCUACAAAUUUGAUAAACAAAUAAACAACCGAACAACUAAAGUUUAUGACAAGCAAGCAAAAAAGUAUCGUUGGAAAUGCUGGAAGGAUGUUCGUGUAGGAGACUUUAUUCGAUUAACUUGCAAUGAGAUCAUCCCAGCAGAUAUGGUGUUGCUGUACUCCACUGAUGCUGCUGGGAUCUGCCACAUUGAAACCUCCAAUCUGGAUGGAGAGACAAACUUGAAGCAGAGACAGGUGGUGAAGGGAUUCAUGGAGCUGAACUCUGAAGCUGAUCCUGAGAGAUUCACCAGCAGAAUUGAAUGUGAAGGUCCGAACAAUGAUCUAAGCAAAUUCAAAGGCUAUAUGGAGCACUGGAAUAAAGAGCGGGUUGCACUUAGUAAAGAAAAUCUCUUGCUUCGGGGUUGUACCAUUAGGAACACUGAGGCCGUUGCAGGGAUUGUAGUUUACGCAGGGCAUGAAACAAAAGCAAUGAUGAAUAAUAGUGGUCCACGCUAUAAACGCAGCAAACUAGAAAGGCAACUUAAUAAAGAUGUUCUUUGGUGUGUGGUACUGCUGUUGGUUAUGUGCCUCAUUGGAGUAUUUGGUCAUUGGAUUUGGCUAAACAGCUACUCGCAGAUUCCUAUUUUUAGCGUUCCACGGCCAAAUGGGGUAUACACUCCUCCAGCACUGGCAGCGUUCUACAUGUUCUGGACCAUGAUCAUUUUGUUGCAAGUGCUGAUACCAAUUUCCUUGUAUGUGUCGAUUGAAAUUGUCAAGCUGGGCCAAAUACUUCUCCUCCAGAGUGAUAUUGACUUGUACAAUGAAAGCUCAGAUUCAACCAUCCAAUGCAGAGCCUUAAAUAUCACUGAAGAUCUGGGACAGAUUGAAUAUGUUUUCUCAGAUAAGACUGGAACACUAACAGAAAAUAAAAUGAUCUUCUGCAGGUGCACCAUUGCUGGAGUUGAGUAUUCCCAUGAGGAAAAUGCAAAAAGACUGGAGUUAUAUCAGGACGUUAACACAGAAGAUUUAUCCAAUCGUUCUCUGGCAUCUGGAUGUAAGUGUCAACAUUUGGACAGCAGCCAAUCUGUUGCUGUGCUACGGAGCCACAAUUCAUUGAAUUGCUUAGCUACUAAUCGCUCGACACCAAAGGACAAAAAUACUUCUGAAGAUGAAAGUGAAAUGACUACAAGUGCUUCUCAAGUGGCAUUCAGCAGCUCAAUUGAAAGGGAUGUUACACCAGAUUCUCAGCUUCAACAAAAAUUGGAACAAAUCAUGUCUCGCCCACUUGACCUGUUGGAAGAGACAGGAAAAGGGCUGUCCCUGGAAUUCACCUACAUUUUUGACUUCUUUCUUGCUUUGACGAUCUGUAAUACAGUUGUUGUGUCGUGUCUUAAUCAGCCAGGGCAGCGGGUAAGAGUACCUUCAGUCACCAAUACUCCAAUGAAGUCCUUGGAGGAGAUAAGGCAAAUGUUCCAAAGAUUCUCAGUACCUCGCUUGAGCUCACCUUCCCUUGCAAGCAGAAAAGAUGGUUCUUCCGAAAAUCCAAGUACUUUUGCUAGUAGAUUACUGAAUAGAGUGAAGCCGGCUUCACCCAGUGCAGUCAAGGAACAAAACAAAGUUGCUGCUGGAUCAGCCAAGGAUUUCAAUGCCAUUAGUGAUCAAUCUCCAGCCGAGAAAUGUGCCCUCAAUGUGCGAGAAGAAUUUGAUAAAACUGCAGGCAGUUUAUCUACAGAUCCAGGCACCUCUGCAGAGCAAUGCAAUAAUUCUAAAUUGCGCUAUGAGGCUGAGAGUCCAGAUGAAGCUGCACUGGUACAUGCAGCGCAGGCCUACAACUGCACUUUAGUGUCCAGGACUUCUGAUCAAGUCACGGUGGAACUUAAGAACAUAGGACGACUACAGUUUAAACUCUUGCACACCUUACCAUUUGACUCAAUUAGAAAGAGGAUGUCUGUAGUCAUGCGACAUCCAUUGACUAAUAAAAUAGUUGUUUAUACGAAGGGUGCUGAUUCAAGCAUAAUGGAUCUUUUGGACAAUUCAGGACACAGUCAUCAGAAAGGUAUUCAGGAAAAGACACAGAAUUACUUAGAUAAAUAUGCCAAGGAGGGUCUCCGUACUCUUUGCAUUGCUAAGAAGGUAAUGAAUGAUGCUGAAUAUGCAGAAUGGCAAAAAUUUCAGUUUUCAGCAGAGACAAGUAUUGACAACCAAGAGGAGCUCCUACUUGAAUCAGCUCUGAAACUUGAAACUAAUCUUACUCUGCUAGACCAAACAUCAGAAUGGAAAAGAAGUGUCUCUGACCGUGGAAUGACUAUUGGUGCCAGACAGGGUGCUUUAAGCGUCUCAGAAAGUGCUGAUUACAUGCACAACAGCCUCUAG